This is a messenger RNA of Biomphalaria glabrata, 966 nucleotides long. RefSeq names its product octapeptide-repeat protein T2-like. NCBI's taxonomy places the organism in Eukaryota, Metazoa, Mollusca, Gastropoda, Planorbidae. The transcript has 3 exons. The record is from RefSeq and is a predicted model, not a curated record. The coding region runs from base 1 to 966 and encodes 321 amino acids.
AUGGUUGCGAAGGACGCUGCUAACAAAAUUCCUUAUCACCUGUCCGAGCAGACUGUCCCCAACGGGGAGGAGGUGGAAGGCGUGACGGCUAUUGUGACCGAUCAGCAUUGGGGCAAAACUCAGGGCGGCGGCUCCCGGUGCGACCAGGACUCUCGCACCCACCUAGUGACGCCACUGGCUAGAGAGAUGAGUGAGAGAGGCACAGGGGAGGACACAAAGAAACAGAGAGGCACAGGGGAGGACACAGAGAAACAGAGAGGCACAGGGGAGGACACAAAGAAACAGAGAGGCACAGGGGAGGACACAGAGAAACAGAGAGGCACAGGGGAGGACACAGAGAAACAGAGAGGCACAGGGGAGGACACAGAGAAACAGAGAGGCACAGGGGAGGACACAGAGAAACAGAGAGGCAUAGGGGAGGACACAGAGAAACAGAGAGGCACAGGGGAGGACACAAAGAAACAGAGAGGCAUAGGGGAGGACACAGAGAAACAAAGAGGCACAGGGGAGGACACAGAGAAACAGAAAUGCACAGGGGAGCACACAGAGAAACAGAGAGGCACAGGGGAGGACACAGAGAAACAGAGAGGCACAGGGAGGACACAAAGAAAUAAAGAGGCACAGGGGAGGACACAGAGAGGCACAGGGGAGGACACAGAGAAACAGAGAGGCACAUGGGAGGACACAAAUAAACAGAGAGGCACAGGGGAGGACACAGAGAAACAGAAAUGCAUAAGGGAGUACACAGAGAAACAGAGAGGCACAGGGGAGGACACAAAGAAACAUAGAGGCACAGGGGAGGACACAGAGAAACAGAGAGGCACAUGGGAGGACACAGAGAAACAGAAAUGCACAGAGGAGGACACAAAGAAACAGAGAGGCACAGGGGAGGACACAGAGAAACAGAGAGGCACAGGGGAGGACACAGAGAAACAGAGAGGCACAGGGGAGGACACAAAGAAAUAG